AUGUAAUUAAUAUCUGGGUAGAAGCCUAGCCGCGGGCGGCCGCGCCACAUGCACUUUCCCUUUUCUCCAAGCAAUUCAAUCCCUCCGAUCACUGAGUUCUGUCUGAAUUGCGCACUAGAAUCACUUGAAUCAUCUCGUCAGGUGCUCUGAUCCUGACAGACCCGUGGUCCGCCAUCACCGUAGGCGAGAGUUAGGGCGUGGACAACCGCCGAAGGCAAUGGCGGCGGAGGCCGAGGCCGAGGAGGAGGUGAGGCUGGAGGUGGAGGCGGUGGUGGCGGUGUACGGAGAGGACUGCCGUGUGUACUGCGACUUCCCUCCCCACCUUGUCGUCCACGUUCGCCCCAACACUGCCGACGACUCCUCGCAGCAGUUUGUGGAACUCUUCCUUGGAAUUAAAGCAUCCUCCCAGUAUCCAAAAGAACCACCUCAUGUUUAUGCUGUGGAAAGUAAGGGCCUUGAUGAGAAUAGACAGGCAUAUCUUAUUAGCAGUAUCCAAGACAAGGCAAAAGAGCUUUCCUACUACCCAAUGCUUGUGACUCUGUGUGAGGAAGCUGGAGAGAUCCUCUCGAAUAUGAAUCAUCCAGCCGGGGAUUGUCCACUGUGUCUGUAUCCUUUAGUCUCGGAGAAUAAUCAUGAUUCUGCUUUGCCAUUUAUGAAGUUGAUGUCAUGCUACCACUGUUUUCACAGUGAUUGCAUUAUGAGAUGGUGGGGAUGGCUCCAGCAUGAUGAUGCCAAUUCUAAGAAGAUAGACACAACAAUAUCUACCGGAGAAGAAUUGAGAUUGUCCAACUCAGACAAGCUAUAUAAUGCAAAUCAUCACAAAGGAUUUUGUCCAGUUUGCCGCAAAGUGUUUGAUGAAAAGGAUAUUGAGCAUGUUCGUGAUCUGUUGGAUGCAAACACUUCUCAGCUGAUGGUAUGUGGCGGAUACGACUCAAAUGCGUGUUUAACAGUUGACCUGGGAGAAGAUGAUAAAGAGUUACUCCAUUCCGAGGCAGAGAAGAAGAGGAGAGAAAAAAUUGGGUCAUUGUUUAAUCUGCAACAAGAACGGAAUGGUUUAAUUGAACCAAAGAAAGACCUUGCCAUACAGCCCGGAAUGUAUGUUUCUCUUCCUGCUAUUGAGCCAACUACAAGUGCAGGAGACAGCACCAAUUCUUGGGAAGCAACCGCAAGCUCAACUUCAGUAACAGAUCCACCCGUCACGGCAAACAUCAGCGGCGGCGGCAAGAAGCAAAACAACUCAGGUCCUCCAAGGAGGAACCGAGCUUAUGCUCCCAGAAAACAGCCUCAUGGCCAACGUGCUGGGAAACAGUGGCAGAGAAGCCAGCCCGCUAGGCAACAGUGGCAGAAGAAAGACGCAGAAACUUGACAAUAGCAUUUUUGCAGCUCUGUUUUAUCAAACAUGUAUAUUGACGGAGAGUACGGUUGUUAAACAAAAGGGUGACAACUCAUUAGAACGCAGACAUGCCAGAACA
Molecule: messenger RNA, 1472 nt
Organism: Hordeum vulgare subsp. vulgare (domesticated barley)
Lineage: Eukaryota; Viridiplantae; Streptophyta; Magnoliopsida; Poales; Poaceae
Product: E3 ubiquitin-protein ligase RNF25
Exons: 7
Coding region: 218-1366 (382 amino acids)
Biological process (GO): protein ubiquitination
Cellular component (GO): nucleus
Molecular function (GO): ubiquitin protein ligase activity; protein binding
Source: RefSeq, a predicted model, not a curated record